Molecule: messenger RNA, 1044 nt
Organism: Medioppia subpectinata
Lineage: Eukaryota; Metazoa; Arthropoda; Arachnida; Sarcoptiformes; Oppiidae
Source: the annotation of a GenBank genome assembly
AUGAUUUUUGGGAUCAAAUCCACGAUUUGUGGCCACCAGUCGAGCCGUGAAAUGCCGGGCAUUGAUAGCUCGCGGUUCGUGUCGUUGACUGACUUUCUGGCCAAACACCUCAAGUGCUGUAUUUGUCUCAACGUGUUUGACAGAGCGGUGACCAACGACUGCGGCCACACGUAUUGCAGAGACUGUAUCGCCGAUUGGAUUGCCAGCGAUCGACACGACUGUCCGGAGUGUCGCCGACCGUUGGCCACACGGAAGCGCUCGCAAGAAAUGGCCACUCCUUCCGCGGCCGCCAACGACACGCAGACGCUGUUCAUUGCGCGCGGGUUUGUCCUCGAGUACAACCUUAAGAUCAAUUCAAUGAUCGGCGAAAUGCACAUCAAGUGCCGCCACGAGUCCACGGGUUGUCUCGAAGAGCUAGAGUUGGCGCUAAUGGCCGCUCACGAAGCCGUCUGCACGUAUCGCUUGUGUCCGGUGUGUGGACUCACACCCGUCGGACCGGUAGGUGAGGGUCACAACUGUCUGCGUCUAGUGAUGGCCGAUAGGGACGCGUUUAGAGAGCGCUCCAUAACCACUGACUGCGAGUACGUUAUGUUCGGCACAUUUCGGGGUAAGAGUCGGGCCGUAGAGAUGGACCCCUCGGGAGUGACGCUGCGAAUCGUACGCAUGAGUUGCCUAUCGCUGGCGAGUAGAGCCGUGAUUACCAUCAAAUGGCCGGACAUACGGCAACUGUUGUACUGUCUCGACCCCAUUCUACCCAUUAUAUUCAUACUGCCGUUGUUUGAGUCCAGUUUUGAGAUUAAGGAAUGGCUCGAUUCCGCUCACGAGGACAAUGACGGCGACGUGUUUGAUACCAUUUCCGACGACCCGAAGGUUCGGUACAUUAAGAUAAUGCUGACGUCAGGCGUCACCACAGAUAUGGUAAACCUAUUGAAGCGAUACAACGGUAGCGCUGAGUGCGAGUGUCGGCACAUCUCUCUGGACGGCGCCAAACGACUGCUACUCCGAUACCAGACCCGACGCCGAUGAGCGACCAUUCAUUCCCGU